Molecule: messenger RNA, 1376 nt
Organism: Ipomoea triloba (trilobed morning glory)
Lineage: Eukaryota; Viridiplantae; Streptophyta; Magnoliopsida; Solanales; Convolvulaceae
Product: ER membrane protein complex subunit 2-like
Exons: 6
Coding region: 722-976 (84 amino acids)
Biological process (GO): protein folding in endoplasmic reticulum
Cellular component (GO): EMC complex
Source: RefSeq, a predicted model, not a curated record
UCUCGUCUAACAAAAAAAACUCUGCCCAUACUUCUCAGUUCUCACCACCGACAAGUCAAACCAAGAAAUUCACAAAAUCCACAAAAACCGAUUUCGAUUCACGGUGGUGGGAGAGGAGAACGGAGGUCGAGACGGCACCAACACCGGCGGUAGGGACGACGAAUUGGAGUUCGUACUUGGCGAGGAGUUCGUACAUGGUCUCUCCCCGGGCCAAUGAGGGAGGAGAUGGAGGAAGCGAGACGGCGGCGCCGAGUGUAGGUGUUGGACCAUGUGUAGACGGUGGUGUUGUGUACAAUGGGAGCGCAUUCGCCGUUAACAAUGGAAGCUCUUUGGAUCUCGUAUGAGGACAGCAUCAGCUUGCGAGAUUUGUAAGCCGAGUCAGAAUAAUGGGUUCUUGAAUUGUGCAUCAACACCGUCACAGACAAUCCAGGUGAAGAAGAAACACCACCAUUGUCACCGCCACAAGAGACAUCGCGGAAAGGUUUAGAGUGCUGUUAAUGGAGGAAAUAAGAAAAAGAAUAGCGAUGCAGCGGCUAGAGUGACAGAUAUUGCUGUUAGUGAUCAAGUUUGUUCACACAACCACAACACGCAAAAUAUCCGAGGUUUCUAACUCCACAUUUCAUCUAACUCAGCUACAAUGGCACCAUAGCCAGAUAGCUUGUAGUAAGUUGCCAAGACGAAGCAUGGUUGAAUACAGCCAGCAUUUUUGAAUCUGACUCAGAUGGUGAUGAUGAUGACUUCAGCAGUGUUCAUGGAGAGAUUGAGUUUUAAUAAUCUGGAAGGAGGGUUUGAUGAUCUUCAAGGUCUUGAUAAACUGCAGUAUCUGGUUGCAUAUAAGAGGACGGUAGCCAUGGCAAAGACACAAGGUGACAUGUUAGGGGCCAUUGAGUGGCUCAAUAAGUAUCUUGAAAUAAUUACGGCAGACCAUGAUGCGUGGAGAGAACUUGCUGAAGUAUAUAUUUCCUUAUCAAUGUGAGAUGUUUCCUUAAUACAUGCUUUAGUGAUAGUUUAUAUUAGUUUUUUGCUUGUGAUUCAUAGGUAGGUACAAGCAAGCAGCAUUCUGUUAUGAGGAGCUAAUCUUGUCUCAUCCAUUGGUUCUCCUUUAUCACUUGUCUCUAACUACCCUUCUAGUACAGUAGUACCUUCAUUGUCCUUGUAAGAUACUGAUACUUCUGGUUGAUGCUCUAUUGAAAAACAUAGAAUAGAGACAUGGAGGUGUCAUUGACUCAAGUGACCACAUGCAGUUGUUAGUAAUAAAAAGAUUAAAGAUUAGCUCUAACACAAUUAAAGCAUGUUAUACUCGUUACAUUUUAUAGCUAUAAAAGUUAAUUUUCCCAUCACAUUUGACUAAUUAUUAUGUACAAUUAUGUAAUAUC